Molecule: messenger RNA, 1818 nt
Organism: Harpegnathos saltator (Jerdon's jumping ant)
Lineage: Eukaryota; Metazoa; Arthropoda; Insecta; Hymenoptera; Formicidae
Gene: Tat
Product: Tyrosine aminotransferase
Exons: 11
Coding region: 268-1563 (431 amino acids)
Biological process (GO): L-tyrosine catabolic process; L-phenylalanine catabolic process; biosynthetic process
Molecular function (GO): pyridoxal phosphate binding; L-tyrosine:2-oxoglutarate transaminase activity
Source: RefSeq, a predicted model, not a curated record
UAGCGCGCUGCCGCGAUCGGGCCUCAGUGACAGAGCACCACCAGCCGUGCGAGGACCGUUUACGUCGAGAAAUCGGUCGUGAGCACCCAGUAUACCCCAGUUCAAGUCGCACCUGCGAGCCGAGGGAUCCGCACGUGUCCUUGCGAGAACACUCGAAGCGAGAAGAGACCGGCGGCUCUAGUUGACCGCGCAGAGAUCACCGUCCAACAUCAGCAGCCGAAGCUUCCGAGGGGCGCAGACACGACACGCGACACGACCGAGCGAGAGAUGUCCUUGCCCGUGAGUUUCCGUGAACGAUGGAGCGUCCGCGCAUCCGACAUCGCCAGGCGAACGCACAAUCCCAUAAGGUCGAUCGUGGAGAACAUCGUCGUCGAGCCGAACCCCAACAAGCCGAUGAUCGCGUUGUCCAUCGGUGAUCCCACGACUUUCGGCAAUCUCAAACCACCGAAGGAGGUGAUCGAGGCGGUGCAGGAGAGCGUCGCCUCGCAAUUGUACAACGGAUAUGCGCCGAGCACAGGUUAUCAGAGGGCGCGAGAGGCCGUGGCGGAGUACAGCUCGAACGAGUUUGUGAAGGUCGAUCCUAAGGACGUAAUCCUGUGCAGCGGAUGUUCCUGCGCACUUGACCUGUGUAUCACGGCUUUAGCUCGAGAAGGCCAAAACAUCCUGAUUCCACGCCCCGGCUUCUCGAUCUAUCGAACGCUGGCGGAAGGUCUUGGUAUUACGGUCAAAUCGUACGAUUUACGCCCGGAGCUCGGUUGGGAGAUCGAUCUGGAUGACCUGGAGGCACAAAUCGACGAGUCGACGGCGGCGAUUGUUAUAAACAAUCCCUCGAACCCGUGCGGCUCCGUGUUCAGCCGCGACCAUAUACUUGACAUUCUCGACAUCGCCGCUCGUUACUACGUACCCAUUAUAGCCGAUGAGAUUUACGAGCACAUGGUGUUCCCAGGACGGACUUUCCACUCGUUAGCGUCUCUAUCGACCGAAGUUCCUAUUUUGUCGUGCAGUGGGCUGACGAAAAGAUUUCUAGUCCCGGGAUGGCGUAUGGGCUGGAUAAUAAUCCACGAUCGUCAGAACGUCCUGGAGGCCGAGAUUCGCAAAGGUCUGCACUGCCUGAGCCAACGGAUAAUCGGCAGCAACACCAUCAUCCAGGGCGCCUUGCCCGCGAUACUACGGAAAACGCCGCAGAACUUCUUCGACGACGUCAUCCGCACCUUAUACUCGCACUCCAAACUGGCGUACAGCUGUGUAGCAAAGAUACCGGGCCUGAAGCCGAUAAUGCCGGAUGGAGCGAUGUACAUGAUGGUCUACAUCGAUCUGCCGUGUUUUCCGGAGUUUAAUUCCGACCUGGAAUUCGUGCAGCGGCUGCUGAUGGAAGAAUCCGUGUUUUGCCUGCCCGGCCAGUGCUUCGAUUAUCCCUCGUACAUGAGGCUGGUAAUUACCGUACCGGGCGACAUGCUCGAGGAAGCUUGUCAGAGAAUUCAAGAGUUCUGCGAGAGACAUCAUUAUAAAACGGCGGAGAUCGUCGGCAGGAACAAUUUCGUCGACGUCGAAAUUUCGUAUUAAAAAGGGAGGUAAAACACGUCAGGGAACUCGAAUAUGCUCGCGUUAAACCCCGCUGAUUAUUUUCUCUCGGACCGGAUCCAGAUCGCGAUAACUGUCUCCGAAAAAAAGGAAAAGCGAUGUUUGAACGAUCCCGAAAAGCCUCUCUCUCGGUCUUGGUUCACUUUUGUGUAUAUGUACAUGUGUAUUUUUAAUUCUCUAUGAUAUUGUCUGUAAGUGUACAAUUAUGUAUGUAAUAAAUGUUUGAUACGUAAAAUA